AUGGUCUUUCGAUUCAUGCUACUCUGCGGCGCUCUAUCCGCCAGUAGCGUAGCGCAGACUGAUGACCUUCCGGAUUUUCCACAGUAUUCUCCACAAUGCGUACCCUUUGAAUGUCGCCCCACGCGUGCUCCCGCUCCCGUGAAGGACUUCGAAUUUACAAGCAAUGGCUGCGGAACAUCUGGAUUUCAAGUUUCAACAUCUAAGGAUUUGGAAGAGUGCUGCAAUUGGCACGACGCGUGCUAUAGUGUGUGUGGUAUGCCAAAGAAAAUCUGCGAAAAGCGCUUAAAAUCGUGCAUGCAUGCAACGUGCCACGAGAAAAGAACGGCAAAAGAGCGUGAAGACUGUUUUACGACUGCUAAGAUUUUUUAUAUCAGCGCCAACAUGAUGGCGUGUCCAGCAUACGAGGAUGCGCAGAAAGAAGCGUGCGAAUGUGUACCAGAAGAUACUGUUGCUACUGCCACCCGACAGCGUUUGGAAUAUUUUCUCGAAGAAAAUGGCGCAAGCGAAAAAGAGUUGUCGGACGAGGCUAUUGAUGCGCUUCUAACGAAGUACAAAGGUCAAGAACCAAAAAUGUUUUACCGACUGCUGAAGAAAUACCCUAAGGCACUGAAAAGGGAUCCGGAGAAGACAAAUUUCAUGGAUAACGUUGUGAAAAAUGUCGACAACUCUCUUAAAAAAGAGAAGCUGACGAAACGUAAAAAUGUGAAGAAAGAGGAGCCGGUAGACGAGCACGAGGAAUUGUAA
Molecule: messenger RNA, 744 nt
Organism: Plasmopara halstedii
Lineage: Eukaryota; Oomycota; Peronosporomycetes; Peronosporales; Peronosporaceae
Product: RxLR-like protein
Exons: 4
Coding region: 1-744 (247 amino acids)
Biological process (GO): arachidonate secretion; phospholipid metabolic process; lipid catabolic process
Cellular component (GO): extracellular region
Molecular function (GO): calcium ion binding; A2-type glycerophospholipase activity
Source: RefSeq, a predicted model, not a curated record